AUAAACCUCGAUCUCAUUCAUCAGGUAAAUAUGGCGGAAGGAACAACAAAUCUGAUUCUAUCUGCAGCAAGGCUGAAAUAGACUUCUAACAAGAUGUAAAUAGUGGAAUUGCAAAGUAGAAAGGCAGCACAGAGUAUCGUUGGUCAUAAACUGUUUAUUAAAGCCAGUAUUUGUGUAAUAAACAGGUAUAUUUUUGGAGGAUUUGGAUGCAAUAAUAGGCCGCAACAUGAUCAGAUAUCAAUUCCGACCCAACCUUGUCGACCAUUCUCAGAUAUUUGUAAUCGUCAGGCCAUUUUAUAACGCAACUGACCAAGAUUUGGGCUCUGUUAAUGAAAAGCUCGGCUGUUAUCAAUUUGCUAAGACCCAAAAUGACAGCAACAGAAUCAUACGAUUCAAAUUUCACAAAGGAUUCCCGAGAGAACAUAUGGACUGGGGCAAAAUGCAGAUUCAUAGAAGACCUGUCGGACUUCUUGGGUUUGCAAGGCUUUCACCAGAUCCAAGUUUGCAUUCAAAAGACAUGGAUAAAAUUAUGCACAGAUUUGCAAACAUAAAGUUGCAAUAUGAAACUGUUCUCUUUGACUCAAGGUGCAUUGUACUUUGCUCAGAAAAGCCAGCUGGUCCCUCAAAUCAAAACUUUAUAUUCCUUGAAGAUUCUGACGAUGGGCAGAGUGCAGAGUUUGCAGAAUUUAUGCAUGAUUUUAUGUCUUCACUAUUUGUUGUCUUGGAAUCUAAAAGAAUUGAGAAAAGCAAUGAGAAGCUAGAAAAAAUGGAAAUGCCUAUUGCCCCAAUUGAGCAAGAGCAAGCAGUUAAUGAUUUUGAUACAAGAAUAAUGAAAAGAAAGGUUCUGGGCAGAAACAGAAAGUUAUUAGCUGAUUUUUGCCUCCUAUCCGGUAUGUACCAAGAAGCACUGAUUCAGUAUGCUCACUCAUCAGAAAAUCUCAGAGCUGUAGCAGAUCACCUUUGGAUGGGUGCAGCUAUUGAGGGACUUUGUGCAGCAAGUCUUCUUAUGACAAAAGUUGAAGUACCAUCAAUGGAUUCAAAAUUCACUCUUCAAAGCUCUGGCAACAGCAGUGCAUCUCAGGGAGAUCUGAAUCUUGAAGAUGACAAGAGCAAAGUUUAUGUUCCAUUGACUGAUGAUGAGAUUAUUGCAAAAUACAGUGAAGUUCUUUCUUGCUAUAGGAGGUUUCAAACAGGUCAUAUUGAGAUGGAGGCACAUUUGAAGUUCAUAAGACUGCUGCUAGACAUGAAGAAAGUUUUAGAAGGAUGUCAAGUCAUUCAAUGUCUGCUGAGCUUGCAUCUUGGUUACAAUGAUUCUGAAAGGAUCGACUUGUGUCAAGUGCUGGCCUCCCUCUUUGACCAAAUCAACCUUAAAAGGAAAGCAGCAUUUUUCAGAAGAAGAGCUGCUCAUCAUGCUUUCAAGCAGACCAAUGCAAACAUAGGCAUGCUUAGAUAUGCCAAUGGUGCAUUGAACAAAACUGCAAGUGGGUACUUCCUUGAUCUGAAGACACAUGCAAGACCAAAACAGGGCACCCAAUGUGGAUGGUCUGCUAUCCAGUUAAAACUGCUUCUGGAUAUGUUGCAUGUAUCCAAUCGGCUUGGUGAUACAAUGAAUUGCGUAAGGCUGUUAUGCUAUAUUUUGGAAAACUACAGUGGGAUUAUUCUUGAAAAUCGAAAAGCUGAUUUGAUAAAUCGUUUGGAAGACUGCUCCGCAAAGGCUGAAGAGCAAAGAGCAACAAAUAAAGUUGAUGAUAUUGAAAUGAUACGGUCAUUGCCAAUCGUGAGAAACUUCCAACCAAGACCAUUAGCCAAUCAUUUAAAGCCCAAAAAGCAACAACUGGAACCCGAGCAGGGGGGUCCGUUUAUAUUUUCAUCUUUGUCCUUCCAAGCAAAAAAGAAAAAAGUUAUUGAAGAGGUUUUGUGGGUUUGCGGCGAUGUUGUUGAGGUUGGAAUGACUGUUGACAAUCCUUUGCCCGCUGAGAUCAAAGUCAAGCAAAUGAUUCUUGUCACUGAAGGAAUUCAGUUUGAGGCCUUCCCAGCAACCCUUGCACUGCCAGCAGAGUCAGGUUCCUUCCCGUUUAUGCUCCUUGGGAUUCCACAUACGCCGGGCAACCUUAUAAUUAAAGGCUACAAAGUCGACGUAUUCGGUAUUGAAAACAUGGUAUUGUUAGAUGAGCCAAUCACAGUGAAGGUUGCCCCGAGCUUACCCUUGAUGCGAUUAAGCAGCACCCUGCAAACUGCUUCGUUUCAAAAUCCAACGAACACUGAGGACGAGCAUUACCAGACCCUUUUUACGUCAUUAUCAUCAUACAGGGGGCACAGUACGCCAACGACAGUUACGAUCGAGAACAUUGGCAAAAUCCCAAUUAGAAGCAUUUCAACAAAAAUCAAGAAAGCGACUGAGAAAGUUCCCUCUUUUGAUGAAAAUGCUCUUCAGUCUAUUGUCCCUUUGGAAGCCGGCCAGUCUGCCGAGCUGCACAUCCAGUUGAUGAGUGAAGAAGCAUGGAAAAUUCAGCCAUUUGCUGAAAAGAUACAGUCAACAUUGACAUUUUUCUACACCGGUGAUGAUGAUUCAAGUGCCGGUUUUGGCAGGGAAAUCUCCCUUGUUGUCGACAUAAAAGUGAUGCCCUCACUUUCAAUCAGCAAUUAUGAUGUAUACGAGAUUGACAAGCAUCCAUGCUGUUGCUGUUUGUGCUUCGACGUUCAAAAUCAUGCAUCGAUCGAUAUGAUGAUUGAAACAAGUGUCGUCGAAACAGAGGACAUCAAGCCAGGACUGAAUUGUCCCCAUAAAACAGAGACAUUCAUGCAGGCCAAAGGCCGAAAAACAAUUGGAGUUCAUUUUCCCAGAUGUCUCCUUUUUCUCCCAAACUUGCGAAUGAAUGAGAAAAUCGAGAAAGUUUACAGUAAAGCAGUGAAAGAUGCUGUCAAGAUAUGUUGGAAUCUCUCUGACAGUCGGUACAGUGGCACCACAUUUUUAGCAGACAUCGAUUGCACAGCGGAAAUGGUGAAUGUUUUGAAACCACGCCACCUCGAAAUGAGAAUAUCGGUGAACAAUUCUUUGCUUCAAGAAGGCGAUAAAGUGUCAACGUUUGUUGGUCAAAUGACACAUUUGCAUAUCCAACUUAUGAAUGCGCAUGAAUUUGAUCUUCAUGAUCUGAAAUUGCAAAUCAGAACGCAUCAGGGAGAAGUUGGUGAUGAUGCAUACGACGUUCCACCGCCAUUGCCCUUGUUUUCACAUUGUGGAACAUUGGAAAAGACCACUCGAAAGCUGAUUCCGGGUGAAACCUUGGACCAUUCAUGUGGACUCCUAUUUCUGUUCGCUGGUGAUUACAUCGUCGAUAUAACAUGCAAAGUUGACUCAGGCCCGUCAGUAUCUUUGAAGAGGCAAAGAUCGCGUCCCGUGACGACCAACGUAUCCACAACAGAUGGCAUGCCUCUUCUCAAUGAAGACUACCAGGUUUCGGUUGAUGGCACUGUUACCCCUUUAAAGCCAGAUGAAAUCAAAGAAGGCCCCGAGCGCAAAGUCCUGCACAAGCCAUUGCUUAACAAGUGGGAAAGAAGCAUCCUUAUCCACGUGGAAGAUACGCUUAGCAUUUGUGGGUAG
Molecule: messenger RNA, 3601 nt
Organism: Rhopilema esculentum
Lineage: Eukaryota; Metazoa; Cnidaria; Scyphozoa; Rhizostomeae; Rhizostomatidae
Product: trafficking protein particle complex subunit 9
Cellular component (GO): trans-Golgi network
Source: RefSeq, a predicted model, not a curated record